AUGCUGGCCAUGUUCUACCCAGAGAUCGACGUACAACCAUAUGGUCCAAAAAGUAACUGUGAGUUUUUUUUUCAUUCGAAAUGGAAUUUUGUUUUGGAAUCAGUUUAGAAUUCCUUGCUCGAUUAUUUUUAGACGCAAAAUGGUACAGUAACUUAAAAAAUCUUUGAGAACGAAAAUUUGGUUCAAUUUUUUCUUUGUUCGGUAACCUGGCAAGAAUUUUUUUCAUGAAAUAUAAAAAAACGAAAGUUAAAAUUUUGAAUCAAAAAAAAGUUUUUUUUUUCCGGGGUCCAAUCUUUGCAAGCUAAAUACUGAUUUCCAAAGUAUCACGAAGCACCUUAAUAAUCUUCAAAACUGAGAAAAAUUUAUUUAUUUCUAGUCUACCUCUGCGAACGAACUCGCCGCCGUACUUUGUCCGAAUCGCUCCAGAACAAGUCGACGAUUUUCUCCGGCGUCGUUUUGGCCUUUUCUUCCGUCGGAACCAUCAUCGGCCACAUGGUCCGUCGGCAUUUCAUUCCGCAACGGAAAGAAAUUUAUGAGAAUCUGGGUGGAAAUUAG
Messenger RNA from Caenorhabditis auriculariae, 555 nucleotides. The record is from the annotation of a GenBank genome assembly. NCBI's taxonomy places the organism in Eukaryota, Metazoa, Nematoda, Chromadorea, Rhabditida, Rhabditidae.